Molecule: messenger RNA, 1253 nt
Organism: Argentina anserina (silverweed cinquefoil)
Lineage: Eukaryota; Viridiplantae; Streptophyta; Magnoliopsida; Rosales; Rosaceae
Product: caffeoylshikimate esterase
Exons: 1
Coding region: 70-1062 (330 amino acids)
Cellular component (GO): membrane
Molecular function (GO): lipase activity
Source: RefSeq, a predicted model, not a curated record
UCCCUAAUCCCUAUAUUCUCUGCCGUAGUGGCGGGUAGGCCAUCGAUUCGAUCAUUCCCACCGAAAAACAUGUCCACCGAAAAAUCUCCAUCACCACCGGCGCCGGAGACGCCUCCGAAUUUCUGGGGCGACGCGCCCCCGGAGGAGUACUACGCCUCCCAAGGGGUGCGCAACACCCAAUCCUACUUCCAAACCCCCAACGGCCAGAUUUUCACCCAAAGUUUCCUGCCGUUGGAUCCGUCCGUCCCGAUCAAAGGCACUGUCUACAUGACCCACGGCUACGGCUCCGACACCGGCUGGCUCUUCCAGAAAAUAUGCAUCUCCUUCUCCACCUGGGGCUACGCCGUCUUCGCCGCCGACCUCCUCGGCCACGGCCGCUCCGACGGCCUCCGCUGCUACCUCGGCGACUUGGAGAAAGUCGCCGCCACCUCCCUCUCCUUCUUCCUCCACGUCCGCCGCAGCGAGCCCUACCGCCACCUCCCGGCCUUCCUCUUCGGCGAGUCCAUGGGCGGCCUCGCCACCAUGCUCAUGUACUUCCAGUCCUCCGAUCCCGACACGUGGACGGGCCUGAUAUUCUCGGCUCCCUUAUUCGUGAUCCCGGAGAACAUGAAGCCCAGCAGACUUCAUUUGUUCGUCUACGGACUCCUGUUCGGUAUCGCUGACACGUGGGCGGCGAUGCCAGACAACAAGAUGGUCGGGAAGGCCAUCAAGGACCCGGAGAAGCUCAAGAUUAUAGCUUCGAACCCUAGGAGAUACACUGGGCCCCCCAGGGUGGGGACCAUGAGGGAGAUUGCUAGGAUGUGCCAGUACGUACAGGAUAACUUUUCCCGCGUAACGGCGCCGUUUCUGACCGUGCACGGGACCUCCGACGGGGUGACGUGUCCGACGUCGUCAAAGCUGUUGUAUGAGAAGGCAUCGAGUGUGGACAAGAGCUUGAAGAUUUACGAGGGGAUGUACCAUUCGUUAAUACAAGGAGAGCCGGAUGAGAAUGCGGAGCUUGUUUUGAAGGAUAUGAGGGAGUGGAUUGAUGAGAGGGUUGAGAAGUAUGGACCUAAACCCUAAACCCCUGGCCGAAUGUGGUUUUUGGAUUUGGGAGGUGACAAGUUGUGUAAUUUGAUCUUGAUGUUAUAAUAAGUUGUAUUUUAACUUUUGUUCUUUCAUUUGGCAUUUUCAAAAUGAGUAGUGAGAUGUAUAGACUCAUUGCUACGUUCGUAACCUAGCUUGCUAUCAUGCGCAAAUGAGAUUACAUGGCA